GCGGGACCUGUCGGGGGAAGCGUUUGACUUCCAAGACGGCAGCCCGGUUGUUACGGGGGCCGGGUCGGGACGCGGAGCCGCUCCUUGUCGCUUCUGGUACCUCCCCGGGCCGGUACCUGCCCCGGCGGGGCCCCGGGGCUGCCGUCGGGGCAGUCACCGCGGCGCCAGCGCGGAGCUCGGGGUUGCCUCGGCGAUCGCGGCGAGCGGGAGCCCGGAGGCUGCGGCGAGAUGGUUUAGGGGACGGCGGGGAGCUCCCUCCACGGCCGGCGGGGAAGGGCGAGGACCGGCCGCAUCGUCCCCGGAAAUCCAGUGCAGUAUUAAUCCACGGAGGUGCAGUGGGGACAGUUGGCAGUACAAUGGCUUCUCAGUACCUCGUAGUGGCUCUGGCCGUUUUCUCUUCUUUUACCCAGGUUGUAAUAGAAGCCAGCUCUUGGUGGUCCUUAGGGAUGAAUCCCAUGAACCCCAUGAACCCUGUUCAGAUGUCAGAGGUGUAUAUAAUAGGAGCCCAGCCACUAUGUAGCCAGCUAGCAGGGCUUUCCCAAGGACAGAAGAAACUCUGCCAAUUGUAUCAGGACCAUAUGCAGUUCAUUGGAGAGGGUGCAAAGACGGGCAUUAAGGAGUGCCAGUAUCAGUUCAGACAUAGAAGAUGGAAUUGCAGCACUGUGGACAACAACUCUGUUUUUGGCAGAGUCAUGCAGAUAGGCAGCCGGGAGACGGCGUUCACCUACGCGGUGAGCGCGGCCGGCGUGGUCAAUGCCAUGAGCCGCGCCUGCCGGGAGGGAGAGCUCUCCUCCUGUGGCUGCAGCCGAGCUGCACGGCCCAAGGACUUGCCCCGGGACUGGCUUUGGGGUGGCUGCGGGGAUAACAUCGAGUACGGAUACCGCUUUGCCAAGGAGUUCGUGGACGCCCGGGAGCGUGAGAGAGUUUACCAGCGAGGCUCCUACGAGAGCGCCCGGAUCAUGAUGAACCUGCACAACAACGAGGCCGGGAGAAGGACGGUGUACAACCUGGCUGACGUGGCCUGCAAGUGCCACGGCGUCUCCGGUUCCUGUAGCCUGAAGACCUGUUGGCUGCAGCUCGCCGAUUUCCGCAAGGUAGGCGAUGCCCUGAAGGAGAAAUACGACAGCGCCGCCGCCAUGAAACUCAACAGCCGGGGCAAGCUGGUGCAGGUGAACAGCCGCUUCAACGCCCCCACCAUCCACGACCUGGUGUACAUCGACCCCAGCCCCGACUACUGCGUGCGCAACGAGAGCACCGGCUCCCUGGGCACCCAGGGCCGCCUGUGCAAUAAGACCUCGGAGGGCAUGGACGGCUGCGAACUCAUGUGCUGCGGCCGGGGGUACGACCAGUUCAAGACGGUGCAGAGAGAGCGCUGCCACUGCAAGUUCCACUGGUGCUGCUACGUGAAAUGCAAGUUGUGCACAGAGAUCGUGGACCAGUUUGUGUGCAAAUAGGGGGACAGGACGAGGUGGGAGGAGCUGCAGCCGCCUGCCAGCGAGGGGCGCGGGCCCCUCUCCCUUUUCCACAGGACUAUCUCCACUUUUUAUUUAUAGAGUCCAACGAGUUGUUGUUUUCUUUUAAGAAAAACAAAAAAAAAAAAAAAGAAAAAAAAGGGCGGGGGAAGGGGAAAAAAACAAAAAAGAAAAAAGAAAAAUAUAAAGGUUGCAAAGAGAAGUGCCUGGAAACCCUCUCUGUGUCCAUCCCAGAACUGUGUUAGGCUUAUAUUUUUGGCAAUAAUGGGCGAGAAUCUGAGAAUAUUUAUUUUACAAAGUUAAAACAUUGACUUUUCUUACAAACAAUAGAGUAGUUUGAGGGGAAAAUCCGACAUAUCCUAAUUUAGUCCCAUGGAACGUAAUACAUGUGCAGUAGGCAGAGCAACCAUGUAAUGUGCUUGGGAUGCUAGAACAAUCCUUAUGGAUGUGAGGAACACACAGACCUGUCCAUGACUUUUAGUUUCAGACACUAGAAGUUGCUAGAAUAGGGUAUAUAAAGCUGUUCAGUGCAUGUAGGGCUCUGUAAAUAAGGGGUAUAUCCAGCAUGAAGUGCUGUGUUGGUUGCAUGUCUGACUGUUCCCGCAGUGUCACCGGAGGGCAAAGAGCAAAGAAUCAGAAAGGCUUUAACUGCGCUAUCCCUGAGUCACAGGGGCUGGUUCCAAAACCUACCAAGACUGGGAAAAAAAAAAGAAAAAAAAAUCUGCCUUGGUGAAUAACGAAGAUAUUCUUCAAGGCAGAGUUUGGCCUCGUUAGGUGAUUUGGAGUGUCUCGUCUGACAGAGCAGCACUUCCCUACUGCUGAGUGUGGAGCAGCCCCGGGGCAGGCUGUGUGGAGCACUGUAGCUGGGCAAGGGGAGCUGCACUGCUUACUAACAGCUUUGGUUUCCCAGCCUGGAAAGCCCAUGGAAAGUAGAGUUCCCCAAAUUUGAAAAUGCCUUAAAAUGGUGUAAUAGCUGGCUGUCUUUCAAAACACAGCUUGACAAAUAACUCCUCUAAUUUUAUGUGAGAAAAUAAAUCGUUAGAUAUCCGCUCUUGGAAUGAUUGAUUUUUAUUUUUUUCGCAGAUUUUGGGAACGCUUUCACUCAAGGAUACAAUAGUUUCAUAUUUUAAUAACAUUAACUGACUAUUAUAGUUCAAUGAAACAUUGCAGCAAUACCAAAUUUAUCAUCCUAUGUCUUUAAUACACAUGCUUUAGAUAAUAUAUUGCAGAUAUACACUACAACUGUUCAGACUAUACUUGAGCAGUUACAUAUAUAUGGGAGAACUGUGGUCUGCUGGUGUCUGAUACUUCAAAGCUUUUUGUACAUAUAUAUUUUAAUGAUUUAGAAAAUAAUAAAACAUCUAAAAUUACAA
Messenger RNA from Pipra filicauda (Wire-tailed manakin), 2845 nucleotides. It is a transcript of the gene WNT5A, whose product is annotated as Wnt family member 5A. Gene Ontology annotation, molecular function: cytokine activity; frizzled binding. The transcript has 5 exons. NCBI's taxonomy places the organism in Eukaryota, Metazoa, Chordata, Aves, Passeriformes, Pipridae. Gene Ontology annotation, biological process: cell fate commitment; multicellular organism development; neuron differentiation. The coding region runs from base 357 to 1454 and encodes 365 amino acids. Gene Ontology annotation, cellular component: extracellular region. The record is from RefSeq and is a predicted model, not a curated record.